AUGGAAGGGGGACAAAAUAGUGUGUCCAGUGGGCAGGUAGCACAAGUUAAACAGGUUUUGGAUGACAUUGAUAUUGACGUAAUGAUAGUAUGGUUGAAUAUUCUUGAAUUGGACAUGUCUGUUCAUACCAAAGAACCUAUUAGGGAUAGUAAAUUGUCAGGACCCGAAUGGGUAAGGGAGAUUAUUUAUGGACAUUCAGAUAGGAUAUAUGAAGCCUUCAGGAUGGAGAGACAUGUUUUUCUGAACCUAUGUGGUUUAAUGAGCGCAAGAGGUUUAUUGAAAGAUAGUCGAUAUAUAAGGGUAGAUGAACAAGUUGGGAUAUUUUUAUAUUUGGUUGGUCACAAAAACUCCAAUAGAGAUUUAUGUGAAAGAUUCCAACGUUCAGGAGCAACAAUAAACAAGUAUUUUAAUAUAGUGUUGAAAGCAGUUAUUGAACUGUCAAAAGAAAUUAUCAAACCAUCUUCCUUUGAUGUUGUCCCAGAGGAGAUUCUUAUGGAUCCUAACCAUAAACGCUACUUCAAGGACUGCGUAGGUGCUAUUGAUGGCACCCACAUUAAUGCUUCCAUCCCUAUAUCGCAGCAAAUCCCAUAUAGAGGUAGGAAAGGAAGUACCACACAGAAUGUGAUGUGUGCUUGUUCGUUUGAUAUGAAAUUUACUUUCGUGUAUGCUGGGUAG
Molecule: messenger RNA, 675 nt
Organism: Syzygium oleosum
Lineage: Eukaryota; Viridiplantae; Streptophyta; Magnoliopsida; Myrtales; Myrtaceae
Exons: 2
Coding region: 1-675 (224 amino acids)
Source: RefSeq, a predicted model, not a curated record